GGUUGGGAGGGAAUGCCCACUAGAUGCGGCUGCUGAUAAUAGCGCGUAUCAGCACCAGAGCAGUGAUUGAGAGCGCAGACAGAGAGAGGAGGAGAGGAGCAAGGAACAGCAUGCUCUGCCAGAGGCUGGUUAAAUCACAGCAGCGUGAUUGAUUCAGGCAAACGAGGAUAAAAAAAAUAAAGAGAGCUCUAGAGAGUCUCUCAGAGCGCAAAAUCCUGAGAGGAGAACGGGGGUGGAAGUUAGAAGGCUGUGGGAACUCAUCAACUCCCCGUGGAAAGGCAGAGCUGAGGUCAGCAGGCAGGAGUGUGGGAUCGAGCAGCAGCUGAAUUAAGCCGAACAUUGCUUGGGCUGGGGGUGGACACUCUUUUAGAGGGGUAACGAGGGGCGUAGGGUGAAGGAAUACUGCUGAAACUUCAGUUACACUCAACGCGCACCUGCUCGUGGGAGUUACGCUUCUGGAUAUUACAGCAAGGCUACGGGGCAAGCUGCCACAUCCACUAGAGCGAUUUUGCAAAGCCACUGUCUGAUUGACUUAAUCCUGAUCUUUUGUGUGAAAGAGAAAGACUAGCACUUUUUGGAGCAAUAGAGCGCAAGUUUAAGGUUCUAUUCAAGGGCUAUUCUGAGAGACAUGAUAGAGAAUGAAAUAAAGAACGCGGCUUCCAUUCCAGAGCAUGGAGAAGUCAAGUAGUGAGGAAUCCGCCAUCCACCGUAGCCCCUCUGUGGACAGCCGCGACUCAGACUUUGCCCAAGCCUCCACCUCCGGGCGCCCGUUCGGAGGACGAGGCUUUACCGCCGGCGCCUUUUACGGGUCCACUGGCCCACGUGCACAAACCGCUGCUCAGAGUGGGGCGGCCGGCGACGACAAAGGCAACAAUAAGUACAAGUCUCCAAAAGGCAGCAAAUACGUGGUCUUUUAUCUGGAUCUAUCCUUUGUGUUCCUUCUAGAGUUCAAGAAGUGCAACAUGGCUAGAGGCUGCCUGUGCUGUCUGAAAUACAUGAUGUUCGUCUUCAACCUCAUCUUCUGGUUGUGUGGCUGUGGGCUGCUGGGAGUUGGAAUCUGGCUGUCUGUGUCUCAAGGCAGCUUCGCCACCUUCUCCCCCUCCUUCCCCUCUCUCUCUGCUGCCAACAUGGUUAUCGCCAUAGGCGCCAUCGUCAUGGUGACGGGCUUCCUCGGAUGCCUGGGUGCCAUCAAGGAAAACAAGUGCCUGCUUCUGAGUUUCUUCAUUGUCUUGCUGAUUAUACUGCUGGCUGAGCUGAUUUUGCUCAUUCUUUUCUUCGUCUACUCUGAUAAGGUCAGUGAGAAUGCAAAGCAGGACCUUAAAGACGGUCUUGCUCUCUACAACACAGACAACAACAUUGGGCUGAGAAAUGCAUGGAAUAUCAUCCAAGCUGAGUGGAAGUGUUGUGGCGUAACUGGUUACACAGAUUGGCACGAGGCUCUGAAAGAAAAGGUGGUGCCCGACCGCUGCUGUCAAGAGCAUUAUCAGGAGUGUGGCCGCAACUCCACCAACAUGUUCUGGACACGGGGCUGCUACGAGAAGGUUGAAGAGUGGCUUGAAGAUAAUAAGCACCUACUUGGAACCAUCGGCAUGUGUAUCUUGGUAGUUCAGCUCCUGGGAAUGGCCUUUUCCAUGACACUGUUCCAUCAGAUCCACAGAAGCGGGAAGAAGUAUGAUGCUUAACGAGGCCGUUUCUCAAGGGAGGAGCCCUGGUGCAUUAUGGGACAGACUCUGGAGGACAGCUCCUCCUCUUAUAUCUAACUUUCACCACUGGCCAACCCCUCUUCCCAUUAAUUCCCCAGCUUAUACCUUCCCAUCCUGUAUAGACUUCAGCCAUGGUUUGUCUCUUUUCCGCUCUUUCUCCCCCAUCUGCUCAUCUGCCAAAGAGACCCAGGGACAGAGAGGAACGAGAGGACCGACUCUUGGCCAGAAUCCUCCCCAUGAGGCCUCUGACUUUCUUCAUCUCCUCUAGAACCUUUAUUUUACGCUUGAACUAACUAACGUUUGCAGGAAGGAGAAUAAUGACAACAAACUGUGUGGCUUUACUAAUACGUAAAUCCUUCCCCCCAACAUAUAGACGAGACGAGAAGACAUCAGACAGGAAACCUUCAGGGUGGAUGAAUUUGAAAAGCAUCGCUCGUCAUCACCUCCAUCUACAGUGUAAAUGACAAACAGCUCCAUUUUAGCAUGAUGCGGUUUUGUACGAGACAGAAAACUUGUCAUUUCGGCUCGAGACUUUUUAGUUUGUUUUUAUAAGUGACUUUGCCCCAACCCCACAAUUGUCAUUUUUGUGCACCUAAGGAUUGGAAGAAGCCGGUAGAAAGAGUUUAGCGAGGUAUAACCAGGAAUUUGAGUUUGUCUGUGUGUGUUGGAAAUAAGCCUUUUCUUAUGUUUAAAGGUUUGUGAUUUGAGAACGCGUCGAAACGUGUCGAAAGUUUCACUCUGAUGAGAACCAUCACAAUCUAAUGUCAGUAUAAUACAUUUUUUCCAUAUACAGACUGUCUGAUUAGCCAGCCAUCCACGUUCAUGCAAAAACAUCCUCUUUGUUAACCACUAAAAGGUCAUUUUAACCAGACUGCUACUGAAACUCUGUAGCAUAGACAAUGAACGAAGUUUAGGUUAGGUUACAAAAGUUGGUAAACUAGACAAGUAUAAAAGGCAGAGCUUUUCCUCAUGUUUUGCUCAUUGGAUCCAAGUUUGUACCCCAAAGAAUAUCAAGCCUAAUGAUACAGAUUCCAGUUCUAGUUCAUGUUUGGGAAUUUCUUCUGUGACAGUAACGUUUAGGUUUUUGGAAGACUUGGAGUCAAAUUAAUUUACUCACCUUCAUGUCAAAUCUGUAGGACUUGUUUCUUCCGUGGACACAAAAGGAAGUAGUUUGAAGAAUGUGGCUACAACAGAAGCAGACUUGAUGCUUUCAAACUCUAAAACGGAGGUUGAAAAAUACGGCAAUAAUAUGGCAUAUGACAGACUGGUGCUCUACAGUUUUUAAAGUUUUCUUCACUCCAAAACUUACUUGCUGAAGAAAAUACUCAUUUGUGCAUAUGCAUAAUCAAACUACUGUCUUACUUUUAAUAUGUAAAUGCACUGAGCUGCAAGAACUUUGUGAUUGAUGGGUGUUCUAAUUCUGCAGAAAUGUUCUGACCUUUCUGACAAGUUCUGUGGGCACAUAUUACACGUGGGCUAGAUAAUGACUUAAAUUGGUGGUCUGUUGUCCUUUUGUGUCCUACGGAAGAAAAUCACAGGGUACAGAGUGACAUGAGGGGACAUAAAUUUCCUUCAACCAUUUCUUUAAAGUAUCCCUAGCAGGAUAUCUAGCACUAAUGCCAACCCAACAGAACUGUGAAAAUUGUCAAUACUGCUUCAUUGCAAGAUAUAAGUCAAGUAUUAAAAGUUAAACCACAUAGAGUACAGCAGAGCAGAACCAAAUACAAGCACAGUCAUAGUGUUAGUUAUAAUAAUAGACUGUAAUCCAGCAGCCAUAAUUCAUCUAGAGAAAGAGUGUCUGCAGUGUUUCUGUUUCCGCACACCUCAGCUUUAUAGCCCGUGCUGUUUUUCUGUCUCUCUCGGCUUUUUUCUGUCUCCAUCUGUCUUUUAGUUUCAAGCAUCAGGCUGAAACGGUUACAUUCCUGCUGAAUGGGGUGAUAAUGCUUCUGUAUCACACAGCCUAAAGGGACUUGCUUCGAAGCAAAUGCAUCUUGACGAGGAAGUUUUGAAGUGAAAGUGUGUUCACCAGCAGACAGUUUUUAGGGGUUUAAAAUCACUGAGCAAUAGAUGGGGCGUGAUGAUGGCUGAGAGACCACCAGAGUGGGGUCAUCUGAUGGUCUCCAAUCCAGACUGUCACUGAGAGCUCGGCGUGUGCACGUCGUUAAUGUGUGACCGAGAGGGACGUAAUAGAGCACUCGAGAUGGAGAGAGAAAUAAUAACACCUCUCAUUCCAUCAAACACUCACUGACACACAAUCUUUGUUUACUGUAUUUUAGAAAAAUUGCUUUAUAUCAAGAAACAGUUGGGACCAGAAGCGACAGCUACUUCUAACGUUCAUCCAUGUGUUGAAAUGGAGGGGAAAGAGUGCUUCUGCUCUGGAUGAGUGUAGGAACUCUGUCGCUGAACACUGCUGCUAUAAGAGCCACCUGUGGUCAUUACGAUAGUGGAAAAAGACUCGAUUCACUCACACUCUGCCUGCAAGCAUUUAAAGUCAACGUGAAGCCAAAAUCGACCCCAUUUACUUUUUUUAUAUAUAUAUAUAUAUAUAAAAGAAGCCCAGUUUAGGUUACUAUAGUAGGUUAUGCAGCCAUUUUUACCAAUUGAAAAAGUGUUCGUUUAAUGUUGGUUAACUUCUAAAUGUUACAAAUAAUUAUAGAUUUGAAAAAAGGUGCAUUACUGUCGGGAUACAUCCUGUCCCAACCUACAUUUGAUUUACUCAAUGAACAUACUGUUUUACUCAUGUAAAUGUAAAAUGGGUUGUCAAGGGUGUUUUACGUUGGCUUUAAGGGAUUUGUGUUCUGAGGCAUUUAUAUCAGGAGGACUGAAAUCAACAGCAUUUUUCAAUCAAGUCCGCGUGAUCAUCAUAGCUAGCAAACAGAAACAAUGCAAGAAAAUGUUCUAAUAUGCAAGCCUGUCUCCAGUAGGCCACAGUCAACAUUAUUACCAUCAUAAAUGAAAAUGUUUUUUUGUGCUACGCCUGGUGAUCUGGCUUCAAACCCAUUUUUGCUUCAAGAACACGGUGGAGUUAGUCGGCACUAGCUCUGAUUAGGUUUGCAUUGAUGCGCUCCAUCUGCUCAGUGUACUGUCUCUAACCCCGCCGCGCUAAACUUCAAUGACGUGUCCCAACCCUCUUAUCUGACUGAUUUACAAACUUUGGCCGCAAAAUUGCAUCCUGUGAACUAAUCCCGCGUGUAAGCUUUCCAAGGUUAGGAAUUGUUUGAGUUCGGAAAGUUUUUUUGGUCCUUGUUCCAAUGUUUUGAAUUUUUGAAAGAUGUCCUUAAACCCAUCUCUCACUGUUAUUCUUUUUCAAAAAGUAUAUACAAUACUCAUUUUUCCUUUAUAUUUUUCCACUGUUAUAGGCUGCAUUGUAUAUUUAAAUCUGAAAUAGUCAGAUGUUGAGUUGUUAGUGUUAAAUGACAGUAUCAUGUUGAACAACCAGCAAGAGUUUGGCAUUAGCAAUUUUCAUUUUUACUGCUAAUAUGUUAGUUUUUUAUGUUUUGCAAUGCAUUUGUGUCAAGCUUAAUGCACGUAAACAUUUCACUACGGAUCAUCUCAUAAACCGUUGCAAAUGUGUAUGACAUCUGGGGCAUAUCGGUUUAAUAUGCAACGAAGAUAUUGAUUUUUGCUAACUGUCUAAAUAUGUCUGUCAAGUAUCUAGAGGUGCUUGAUACUCCAACACAAGUGUUGUAAUGUCAUUUUUUUUGUUAUUUCUUGUACAUUGUUGUAUGUCGUCAUUUGUUUUGUAUCAUAUAUUUUGUCACAUAUUGAUUUUAAGGGUGUGCUAAGCAUAGAUACGUUUUUUUUUUAAUAGUUUCAUUUCAUAAUCUCAGAUUAGAAUUAAUUUAUGUUGGUUUUUCAUCUGUGGAUACUAUCAUAAAGUACGUGCAAAUUCACAUUAUUCACAUUUCUAUCAAUUGUAAAGUAAAAGUUCAUGAAUUUUUCAGAAAGGUAAGGUCUCUAUAUUUCUAUCAUAUUGAAGAUGGCCCAGAAAAAUGAUCUCCAGAACAUCUAAAAGCUUGCACACCCAUGCCAUCUGAUUGUAUAUUUUGGGAUAUUUUUUCAACAGUCCUUGAAACUAAUUUUGUACCCAUUUAUUGUGUUUUAAUUUUUCAUUUUGUACCUAUUAAUUUGAGAAUUAAGUUGUAGAUCUGAAUGAAAUGUUGGCAUUUGUUGGUACUGAAUUCUGCUAUUUUAAUGGACAGUGUUGCAGGGGUGAGAAAGCUUUCUUAUUGAUGAUCUAAAUGACCACAGCACAACUAAUUGAAUUAUUGAAUUUGUUCUCCCAUUAGCAGACACUGCCAUAAAAUGAUCUAUUAAUUUGGUAUGCUUGGGGUAAAAAAGGGAUCUAAAAAGUAAUUGAGUUCCAUAAUCGCUGUCAUAUCUGUAUUUUUGUACUGCCAUCCUAACCACCACCAGUAAACUGCAUAUACAAGCUGUAGAAACGUAUGCUCUCGAGUGGCGUGUUUAAUGUAGUGUCCUGGUGAGUGGCAGUUAUCGGAUAUCUUGUGAACCCAGAUUUGUCCUGUGGAGUAUUUUGCUACAUGUAAAGCACUAUAAAUAUAUUAGGUGGUGCACUAAAUUGCAUUCUUUAAAUCCUACUAUUUUUUAAAUAAAGGAAAGUGUGUUGCCAAACCCCUGUGAGAAUGUUAUUUGUUUU
Onychostoma macrolepis is the source of this 6360-nucleotide messenger RNA. It is a transcript of the gene tspan9a, whose product is annotated as tetraspanin 9a. The record is from RefSeq and is a predicted model, not a curated record. The coding region runs from base 672 to 1682 and encodes 336 amino acids. Gene Ontology annotation, cellular component: membrane. The transcript has 7 exons. Lineage: Eukaryota; Metazoa; Chordata; Actinopteri; Cypriniformes; Cyprinidae.